Molecule: messenger RNA, 672 nt
Organism: Aphanomyces invadans
Lineage: Eukaryota; Oomycota; Saprolegniomycetes; Saprolegniales; Verrucalvaceae
Exons: 1
Coding region: 15-524 (169 amino acids)
Biological process (GO): regulation of DNA-templated transcription
Molecular function (GO): sequence-specific DNA binding; DNA-binding transcription factor activity
Source: RefSeq, a predicted model, not a curated record
GCAGGAACGAGGCCAUGGCGACUCGGCUGCACUCGAUGCCCGUGUCGACGGUUCCAUCGUCGGCCAGCCCCGCGCCGUUCCUUGUCACACUACGCAUCAUGCUCGAGUCAGAGAACCCCGACGUGCUGCGGUGGACGCCCGAUAGCAAAGCAUUCCAAGUGCUUGACCUGGCGCGGUUCUCCCACUCCGUCUUGCCCAAGUACUUCAAGCACCGCAAGUACGCCAGUUUCCAGCGACAACUCAACUACUUUCACUUUAAAAAGUGGACCAAGCGCCAGUCCAAAGUGUGCACGUUCUCGAACAUUCACUUUUGCCGUCAUGACCCCGCCCUCGCCAUGCUCAUCACGCGGAAACGAAGCUCCACCAACGGCAGUACUCACAACGCCAGCCUUGCCGCUUUUUCAAGCAGUCGGAGCAGCCGCACGUCCAGCGACAUGAACGAUGACCUAGACGUGUUGUUGGACUUCAACCUCCUCGCGCAUUGCUUACCGCCCGUGGCAUUGGAUUUGGAGGUUUGGUGGUGACCGCCACCCUCGAAACAACUACAAACUUUAUACACAUUGGACUGCCUUGGCUUGACCAAACAGUGCAGAGGCCGCCAGCGACCUCCACUACAGUACUGCACUACACCACUGGCCAGGAGCACUACCACCCAUGGAGGAGGGUAUGGGG